This is a messenger RNA of Diachasmimorpha longicaudata, 2137 nucleotides long. RefSeq lists its product as uncharacterized. Gene Ontology annotation, molecular function: microtubule binding. The coding region runs from base 113 to 2065 and encodes 650 amino acids. The record is from RefSeq and is a predicted model, not a curated record. Lineage: Eukaryota; Metazoa; Arthropoda; Insecta; Hymenoptera; Braconidae. Gene Ontology annotation, cellular component: HAUS complex; mitotic spindle microtubule. The transcript has 4 exons. Gene Ontology annotation, biological process: spindle assembly.
CGGGCCGAGAGAGCCGCAAGGGAUGCAUGCAGGAGGUAUUAACUGCCAUCACUGACAGCACCCUAAUAUAUAUGUAAUUUUAAUUUGCCACCAGUGAUUCGAACCUUCGAAAAUGGAGAGUAAAUCAUUCUAUCGGAAUGUAUUUUUGUUGACCCAGAUGGUCGCUCCAGGGAAAGAGUUCAGAAAGUACUUUAAAGAGGGAAUGUUCGAUAAACCAAAUACAGUAGGUUUCAUCCACGUCUCCCACUAUUUAUUAUCAACAUACGACGAACAGCGUUUCAAAAAGGCAGUGGACUGGCCAAUUCUCGAUAAAAAGGAUGAGGGAAAGUAUAGAAACGAGGUAAAGGACUUCAUGAACACAAUAGCCACUGAAAAUCCAGAUAUUGAAUUUUCCCAAAUCCUUCCCUCGCAUUUACAUACCGCCAGUGGCACACGAUUCGUCAAUCUAAUGUGGAAACUAUCAACAAUUGUUUUGAGAGCAACCUUGAAAAAACAGAGGGCAGAGCCCUUGAACAUGGCGCCAAAAUCCGGAGACGAGGACAUCCUCACGAAAAAUUUACUCACAAACAUGAUAGCUGAUAAAAAGAAAGAGAUUCUAGAGCUUCAUAAUAGAAGCAUGAGCACAGAGACGAGAGCACAGGCUAGAGCAACAGAAAUGGUGAAAUCUAUCGAGACAGCCCAAUCUGAAUGGUUCGAGGUGAAACAGAGCCUGGAGAAUGUUGUGGCAGGGGCAACGAUUCAUCCUGACAUCAAGAAGAGGAUGGGUGAACCCAAUGAUAUGGAAAUUGUGCAAAUGUGGAAGGAGAAUUUGAAUAAAUGUCUGGGGUAUUUGAGGAGCCAGCAGGAUAUUCUGAAGGAUUUGAGACAAAAGAGUGAUAGAACUGCUGCUGUUGUUGACAGUGUAUUAAAUAGUGAUUCUAAUUGUUUAGAUGCUAACAAUCUACCCAGGAUUGAUACUCAAAAGCUUUUAGAAUUGGGAAAUUUAGAUCCGGAGACUCAGGUUGCAGUCCACCAUCUGUACGAAGACAACAAGCUGAAUAUCUUGAAUCUUCUCCUCAUCUUCAAAUGCCUAUUAAAGAAUCUUCGUGUAGAUAUACAGAAAAAUUCAUUCCCAGAUUUCACGGACUGCAAUCUCCAGAUUGAAGCGAGCACAGCUGAUUUGAAUCAAAUGUGCGAGUUGGUCUCUUCAUUCCAGUCGACAGUGUCUCUUCUAGCCUCUAAAAUUCAACUCAUGAGCAAUUCAGUCCCCAAAAACCACAAUCUGCCAUUCCAGUUUGAUUCCGAGGUAUUUGAGUCAGUAGUUCUCAAAUCAUCUCCAACAAUUCAGCUCAAUACUAACAACGAGUCUGAGAGAUAUGAUGCUGCGGAACGACUUGAACUGACACCGGUGGAAAAUGUUCACAAGUCUCUGUUCAUGCGUUACAAGCAUAACGUUACACCAACGAUUCCUAAACCCUUAGGGAUGAGACCAAAACUCCUUGUCUCCAGGAUUAAUUUUGACGACUCGCUGUCAUCGACAGUUAGUGAAAAAUUUUCACCAGCGAAGAGGCCUGCAAAACCUGUUGGAUCCACAGUGAAGGGAAAAUUCUCGAGGCUCUUCAAUGCAGUACCGAAGAGAGGUUUCUACAAUAAUACAAUCGCGUCGCCAGGACACUGGAAGACAAUUUCCAUUGACAACAGCAUGGCUGGAGACGUUUACAACAUGUCUGACUUGAAGCCUCACUUGGCGAACAAAAGUUCCUUCAACUUGAGCCGAGAUCUCUCGGCUCCCAUGAACUCCACACCUGAAACUAUUACUGGGCACAAGCAGAUGAUCUACGUUGACAGACCCGCCUUCAACUCCACUGAGAUUGUCAGUGAACUCACGACAAUAUCUGAGAAUAUGGAGAUCAGACUAACUGUCGGUGGGUGUUCUGACCCGCAAAGGACAGAGAAAAGGGAGGACAGUAAGAGAAGAAUUUCCAUUGGAGAUCUUGUAGAGAAGUAUAAGAAAAUUAGGGAACAGUCUGUCAAUGUUACAUAUUUGGAGAACAGUGGAGACAAUUCUGAUGAGAGUACGAAGUGAAAAUUCAGUGUUUUAUAGUAAAAAAUUAUUUUUUGUUUAAUAUUUUUUUAAUAAAUUUGUUUGCUAUAGGAA